UUACUGGCCGUUAUACUCCCCUCUUGCUUUUUUCAUAUUAGCACAUUAUGUUUCUUCUUUUCACAUGCUUUUGCUCUUGCUCUGGUUCUUUAAACAGCUUCAAAGGGGGAGGGAUCCCCAUGCUCAUGAAAGCUCCACUUUGCAGAUCAGAUCUGCUGGGUCCUACUGUCUCUCUCUUUCCAGAGAGUUAAUAUCUCCAAGGCUCAGGUUUGCUUUUAUCUCUCAUGCCUGUGCAACCCAGACAGCUGCGCCUAUCCUCAGCAGUCUCGACUGAAGAACAGUAAUUCACAUCCUCUUGUUAUUGCCAUGAGGAAUACACAGAGGUUCUUUCUCUUUGUAGUGGUUUCUUUUUCUUUUAACGUUUUGCAGUUUAGAAGGUGUUCACAGGGCACUCAACUGUAGCUGCCAACUUUACUCCUUACUUCAUUCUGUGGAAAUCGAUCCAACAUGUUUGUUGUGAUGUUCUCAAAGUGACCAGCUGUUGAAGGUGUAUGAAAUGCAAAAUAUGGUGGAAGGAAUUUGUCGUAGCAAACGAGCUGUGGAAAGAAACCUUGCCGCUGAAAGGUAUAUUGAAGCGACGCAGCAGAUGCUGAGGAGAAGCUAAUGAACCACCUACUGAGCCCUGCCAGGUAUAAUAAGUUAAUUCGCCCUGCUGUCAACUCCUCACAGUUGGUAUCUAUAGAACUGCUGGUUUCCCUGGCACAGCUAAUCAGUGUGAAUGAACGUGAACAGAUCAUGACCACAAAUGUCUGGCUAAACCAGGAAUGGACCGACUAUCGUUUGGCAUGGCAGCCCUCUGACUAUGAAGGCAUAAAUAAGCUGAGAAUCCCAUCUAAGCAAAUCUGGCUGCCCGACAUUGUGCUUUACAAUAACGCGGAUGGUACAUAUGAAGUUUCUGUGUAUACAAAUGUGAUUUUAAAGAACAAUGGAAGCAUUUUCUGGUUGCCUCCAGCCAUCUACAAGAGUGCCUGCAGGAUUGAGGUGAAGCAUUUCCCAUUUGAUCAACAAAACUGCACACUGAAGUUCCGCUCUUGGACAUAUGAUCACACAGAAAUAGAUUUGGUACUUAAAACUUCCAUGGCAAGCAUGGAUGACUUUAGACCAAGUGGAGAAUGGGAUAUUGUAGCACUUCCAGGAAGAAGGACUGUAAACCCCUUAGACCCAAAGUAUGUUGAUGUGACAUACGACUUUAUUAUUAAAAGGAAACCUCUUUUUUAUACCAUCAAUCUUAUAAUUCCCUGUGUGCUUAUUACAUCAUUGGCUAUCCUGGUGUUCUACUUGCCUUCAGACUGUGGUGAAAAGAUGACCUUAUGCAUAUCUGUACUGCUUGCCUUGACUGUGUUCUUAUUGCUGAUCUCCAAAAUUGUCCCACCAACAUCACUGGAUGUUCCACUGAUUGGAAAGUACCUGAUGUUUACAAUGGUACUAGUAACAUUCUCAAUAGUUACCAGCGUCUGUGUACUGAAUGUCCAUCACAGAUCUCCCAGCACCCACACUAUGCCCCCAUGGGUAAAGGUGAUUUUCCUUCAUAAACUUCCAACUUUUCUGUUCAUGAAACGCCCAGAGAAUACCUCUGCAAGACAAAGCUUAAGCAAGCGCAGAAAGAAUAAAUCUGAUAAUCUAUGCACUGAUCCAGCCAACCUGUACAAAAACUCCACCUACUUUGUGAACACAGCCUCUGCCAAAAAAUAUGAUUUGAAAGUUACUGAGAAUCCGGAUAACAUCAGUGGCCAUCAAGAUUUUAGGUUAAGAUCUUCAAUGAAGUUUUCUCCAGAAGUCCAAGAAGCAAUUGAUGGAGUCAGUUUUAUAGCAGACCACAUGAAAAGUGAGGACAAUGACCAAAGUGUCAUUGAAGAUUGGAAGUAUGUUGCCAUGGUAGUGGACAGACUGUUUCUCUGGAUAUUCAUCUUUGUUUGUGUCCUUGGGACUGCUGGGCUAUUUCUCCAGCCCCUUUUUCAAAACCACUCUGCUGCUGUGAGCCCUUAACUCUCAUUUAAAACUGUAAAAUGUUUACACAGAUGCUGCACGUGAUUUUGCUCCCAGUUCCACUGGUGUAAAUCCAAAGUGAUGCCAUUGAAGUCAGUUGAGUUAGUCUGGAUUUACACUGGUGAACUGAGAGCAGAAUUUGGCCUGCUGUAUUAACAUGAUGUUAGGAAUUUUCUAGAAGACAAUCUUUUCUUUUUUAAUUUCAUUACUUUUGAUUAAAUAUUGGCUCUUUUUUUAAUAUGUUUAAAAAUUUUACAGAGAAAUUUAUUUAUUUCUACAACUUACCAGUUUUCCUCAGAGUGCACCAGGAUCAUUAUUAAAAUGGCAUUUACUUAUGCCACUUUGGGAAAGACAUUGUGUUUCCAUAAGAUCCUGCAGUUCACAUUGCACAAUUUUGCUGUUUCAAGAGAAACAAUUGCUACAGUAUUUAUUUCCUUAAAUGCAUCAAAAAACUCUGUGUUUGGUUUAUGGAGCCCAACUCAAUAUAUGAUAAAUAAACAUAUUUAUACCCUCUGUUCAUUGG
Molecule: messenger RNA, 2509 nt
Organism: Caretta caretta (loggerhead turtle)
Lineage: Eukaryota; Metazoa; Chordata; Testudines; Cheloniidae
Gene: CHRNB4
Product: cholinergic receptor nicotinic beta 4 subunit
Biological process (GO): monoatomic ion transmembrane transport
Cellular component (GO): postsynaptic membrane
Molecular function (GO): transmembrane signaling receptor activity; acetylcholine-gated monoatomic cation-selective channel activity
Source: RefSeq, a predicted model, not a curated record